AAUCCCAGUCUCUUAAAGUUGCUCCUCGUUCAAGAUGGCUUCCUUCACACGAUUACAAAAUUUUGCUCGUCUUCGACAUGUCAUUACGCUGCAAUCAAGACGAGGAGUCCAUCUCUACAGGCCAGCAUCGGCGCUCAAAGUGUUGUCGGGCUCUCAAAAUGCAUCUUGUUGUGGGAAAACAACACCCUUUAGCAGACCGGGCCUUCUAACACCAAAGCUGUCAAUCAAUGCGAGUGUGCGUCUCUUGAGUGACACGACAGAUGACAGAUCAGUUGAGGAAUCCAGUGAGACUUCUGGUGAGGAUGUGGAAGAACCGUUAGAUGCUGCUCAUGUCAUCACAAAAAACGAAACUGUCACAGGGACUCCCAAAAGGCAGGAAUUUCAGGCGGAGACCAAGCAACUCUUGGAUAUUGUAGCCAAGUCACUCUACUCAGAAAAAGAGGUCUUUAUUCGAGAAGUGAUCUCCAAUGCCUCUGAUGCCCUUGAGAAGGUCCGUCACUUUUUCCUGACUGGGAAAGACGUGAGCGAGACUGAGACUUCUCUUGAAAUCAUGAUUGAGACUGACCAGGAGGCAGGGACCUUCACAAUUCAGGAUAAUGGUGUAGGGAUGACAGAGGAGGAACUUAUGGAUCACUUGGGAGUCAUUGCUAAGUCAGGAUCAAAAGUUUUCAUGGAAAAGCUGAAGAAUGAAGCGCGGUCGUCACAUGAGAACAUUAUUGGCCAGUUUGGUGUGGGGUUUUACUCUACCUUUAUGGUCGCAGAUAAAGUAGAUGUUUAUACUAAAUCUUAUCAGCCCGACAGCCAAGGGUACUUCUGGACAUCUGAUGGCUCAGGAUCAUAUGAGUAUGCCGAGGCAAAUGGCGUUGCCAGGGGAACAAAACUGGUGUUGCAUCUUAAGGAGGACUGUAAAAGAUUUGCAAUGAAAACUGCAGUUGAAGAUAUUGUACAACGCUACAGCAACUUUGUUGGCUUCCCUAUCUACCUCAAUGGUGUCUGUAUCAAUACUAUUCAGCCCCUUUGGACCCUGGAACCAAGGGAUAUAAGCAAAGAGCAGCAUGACGAGUUUUACCAGUUCCUAAGCAAAGGUUACGACAAGCCCCGAUACUACCUCCACUACAAGACUGAUGCACCACUGAAUAUCCGUAGUAUAUUUUACUUCCCCGAGACCCUCCCCCAGAUGUUUAACAUGCAGCAGAUGGAGUCUGGGAUAUCAUUAUACAGCCGGAGAGUACUUAUACAGGCGAAAGCUGAGAAGGUGUUACCCCGAUGGCUUCGGUUCAUCCGCGGUGUGGUAGACAGUGAAGAUAUCCCUCUAAACCUCAGCCGUGAGCUGCUCCAGGACAGCGCCCUCAUCAAGAAGCUAAGCAACGUGCUCUCUGCACGCCUGGUCAAGUUUCUGCAGGAACAGGCGCGCAAGGACCGUGUCAAGUACGAGAAAUUCUUCAAGGACUGUGGGAUUUUCAUCCGCGAGGGAGUGGUGACGACUGAGGACGAAGAACAGAAAGAGGAAAUCGCCAAGUUGUUGUUGUUUGAGUCCUCUAACGAGAAACCAGGAACGCUCACUAAUUUACCUGCUUAUGUCUCUCGUAUGAAGCCAACGCAGAAGAAAGUGUACUACUUGUGCGCUCCCAGCCGAGACCUGGCAGAGACGUCUCCAUACUACGAGACGCUGAAGCAAAACGACGUUGAGGUGCUCUUCUCGUACAAUGAGCAAGAUGACGUGGUACUUCACUACCUGAGGAAGUAUGAGAACAAGGCAGUAAUUUCUGCCGAGAACUUCCUUUCGGAGGCGGAAGACACGAAGCCCAAGAAUGAGCCUGAAGUCGAGGAUGUCACACCUGAAGAAGGAAUGCUGUCUGAGCAAGAAGGGAAAGACCUCGCCGGGUGGAUGAGCUCCAUACUCGGCCCGACUCGCGUGGUGGGCGUGAAGGUGUCAAAGAGACUGGCCAAUACCAACCACCCGGCCAUGAUAACUGUCCCGGACAUGGUCGCCGCCAAACACUGGCUCAAGCUCAUCAAGACAGAGCAUAACAAGGAGGUGGAAAACAUGAAAUACCAAAUUAUUCAACCCACCCUGGAGAUCAACCCCAAACACGAUCUUAUCAAGAGACUUGAGAAAGCAAGGGGUAGCAACACUGAGCUAGCCACGCUUAUUACCAAUCAGAUGUACGAUAAUGCUCUGAUAGCAGCCGGCCUGAUGGAGGAUCCACGCGCGAUGGUCGGCAGACUCAACACCCUCCUCGUAAAAGCCUUAGAAUCAUGGCGUCACCACAGGCGGCCCAUAGAUUAAUCAGCAAUCAAAAGAAAGCCCGCGACCCACCAAUUAAAAAGCGCAAGACACUUAAAUGACGCUUUAUAUGAAACACAUACUUCACUUGUUUGCUUGGUGUAGUAGAGAAACAAUAUGAGGCGGAGAAGUACUUUUAGUGACCGUUGAAGCAACUAAAGAAUCGGAAUUUCAAUUGGGGACUUUCUUUAAGAGAUCACGUGGCCCUUCUGGGUGGCAAAUUCAUACCCAAAUAGUCAUUUGAAUAUGACUGCGCCUGUCACACCGGAGAACGACAAAUAAUUAAAAUCUUUGAAUGAAAUUAAACAUUUUCUUAAAAGAAUUAUGGCUUUUUUCGUAAACGCUGAAAAGGUUGCAUUUUGUUGCUGUUAUUUUGCCGCUAAAAGCCUGAGCGCGCGCUAGUUUGGCACCCAAAAAGUCACGUGAUCUCUUACCUCAAGGCCCCUAUUCAAUAGUAACGCCGACUACGACAACCGAGGAGUUGAUAUAUCACGAUUUUAUAACGAUAUUUUAUGACUGCGCCAUCCGAAAUUUCCGACUUGUCGAACGAUUGUUUGCGGAAAUGAGAUAGAGGGUCUAGUGUUCUACUGGCCUCGAAGUGAGACACCAUAACGUAACCACAAGGCAGACGAGGAAUGAAUAAAACGCAUGUGUUGAUGCCAAUUGCUGACAUCAUCACUUGUUAUGGGCCGACCAGCCCUUCCCAUAA
Molecule: messenger RNA, 2996 nt
Organism: Nematostella vectensis (starlet sea anemone)
Lineage: Eukaryota; Metazoa; Cnidaria; Anthozoa; Actiniaria; Edwardsiidae
Product: heat shock protein 75 kDa, mitochondrial
Exons: 14
Coding region: 35-2290 (751 amino acids)
Biological process (GO): protein folding
Cellular component (GO): mitochondrial inner membrane
Molecular function (GO): ATP binding; ATP hydrolysis activity; ATP-dependent protein folding chaperone
Source: RefSeq, a predicted model, not a curated record